AUGGUUGAGAAUGUCUUACCUCUGCUUCAACUGAUGGCUGAGAGAGUAGGAGAUCAGAUUAAUGAUGGAGACUCUCGACUUUUCGAGGUAGGUGAGGAUGAUCAAACUCAUGAAGAUGCUCAACUCUCCGAGGUAGAUGAGAAUGAUCAGACUGUUGAAGUCUCUCGACUCUCCGAGCAAGAUGAGGAUGACCGUGCUACAAUAGAGGAAGCAAACAACUCAUCGGUGUCAUUUUUUGCUCUUCACAAGGACGUUGACAAUGUUCUGGAUUUCAUGGAGAGAUUAAAGAAUGAAGAAGAUCAAAAGGCUGUUGAUGUGGAUCUAAUUGAAAAGCUGAAAUUGAAGCUGACAUUUCUUUGUACAUAUAUCCAGCUUUCUUAUUCCGAUUUGGAGCAGUUUGAAGAUAUAAUGACUAGAAAAACACAAGAGGUUGAGAAUCUGCUUCAACCAAUUUUGGAUGAUGAUGGCAACAAAUUCGGGUGUAAAUAUGUCCUUACUAGCCUCGCCGGUAAUAUGGAUGACUGUAUCAGCUCGCAUCAUCGUUCUAAAUCGGAUGCCACCAUGAUGGAUGAGCAAUUGGACUUCCUCCUCUUGAAUCUCUAUCAUCUAUCCAAGAAUCAUGCUGAAAAAAUGUUUCCUGGAGUGACUCAAUAUGAGGUUCUUCAGAAUGUAUGUGGCAAUGUCAGAGAUUUCCAUGGGUUGAUAGUGAAUGGUUGCAUUAAGCAUGAGAUGGUUGAGAAUGUCAUACCUCAGUUUCAACUCAUGGCUGAGAGAGUAGGACACUUCCUAUGGGAUGAGCAGACUGAUGAAUAUGCUCAAAUCUCCAAGCAAGAUGAGGAUGAUCAGAAUGAUAGAGACUCUCGAAUCUUCAAGCUAGCACAUCUACUCUUGAAGAUUAUUCCAACUGAACUGGAGGUUAUGCACAUAUGCUAUACAAAUUUGAAAGAUUCAACUUCAGCAGAAAUUGGACGCUUUAUUAAGAAGAUCAUGGAAACCUCUCCGGACAUUCUUUGGGAAUAUCUUAUUCAUCUACAAGAGCACAUGAUAACUGUUAUUACCCCUAGCACUUUAGGGGAUCGAAAAAUUCAUGUCAUGAUUGAGUUCCUAUUAAUUAUUCUUUUUGAUAUGCCCAAUGACUUUAUUCAUCAUGACAAAUUAUUUGAUUUUUUGGCAUUUGUUGGAGCACUUAUCAAAGAGGUAUCAACUCUUGUUCGCGACUUAGAAGAGAAAUUAAGGAAUAAAGAGAGUACCGAUGAGACAAAUCGUGCAACCCUAAAGUUACUAGAAAUUAUUGAAAUCCUCAAGGAAGAUCUCAAACAUGUUUAUCUGAAAGUCUCAGAUUUAUCUCAAUGUUGCUUCCCCAUGAGUGAUGGACCUCUCUUUAUGCAUCUGCUACAGAGACACUUAGAUGAUUUGCUGGAUUCCAAUGCUUAUUCAAUUGCUUUGAUAAAGGAACAAAUUAGGCUGGUGAAAGAAGACCUAGAAUAAAUAAGAUCUUUUUCUGUGAAUAUUGAGCAAGAAUGGUAUAAAGAUCUCUGGGCACGUGUUUUAAAUGUGGCAUAUGAGGCAAAAGAUGUCAUUGAUUCAAUUAUUGUUCGAGAUAAUGGUCUCUUACAUCUUAUUUUCUCACUUCCCAUUACCAGAAAGAAGAUCAAGCUUAUCAAAGAAGAUAUCUCCAAUUUACAUGAGAAGAUUCCUGAGAAUAGAGGUCUCACUGUUCUGAACUCUCCCAAGAAGCCAGCUGACAAAUCAUUGACAACUGAUAAAAUAAUUGUAGGUUUUGAGGAGAAGACAAACCUGAUACUUAGAAAGCUAACCAGUGGACCGGCAGAUCUAGAUGUCAUUUCUAUCACUGGUAUGCCGGGUUCAGGUAAAACUACUUUGGCAUACAAAGUAAAAAAUGAUAAAUCAGUUUCUAGCCAUUUUGAACUUCGUGCAUGGUGCACGGUCGACCAAGGAUAUGCCGAGAAGAAGUUGUUGGAUAAAAUUUUUAAUCAAGUUAGUGACUCAAAUUCAAUAUUGAGUGAGAAUAUUGAUGUUACUGAUAAGCUACGGAAACAACUGUAUGGAAAGAAGUAUCUUAUUAGCUUAGAUGACGUGUGGGAUACUACUACAUGGGAUGAGUUAAUAAGACCUUUUCCAGAAGUUGAGAAAGGAAGUAGAAUUAUUUUGACAACUCGAAAAAAGGAAGUGGCUUUGCAUGGAAAGCUCUACACUGCUCCUCUUAAUCUUCGAUUGCUAAGAUCAAAAGAAAGUUGGGAGUUAUUAGAGAAAAAGGAAUUUGACAACGAGAGUUUCCCUGAUGACCUAUUAGAUGUUGGUAAAGAAAUAGCCGAAAAUUGUAAAGGGCUUCUUUUGGUGGCUGAUCUAAAUGCUGGAGUCAUUGCUAGGAGGGAAAAGAAAAGGACUGUGUCGCUUGAAGUUCAAAAUAAUUUGAGUUCUUUUAUUUUGAACAGUGAAGUGGAAGUGAUGAAAGUUAUAAAAUUAAGUUAUGACCAUUUGCCACAUCACCUGAAGCCAUGCUUGCUUUACCUUGCAAGUUGUCCAAAGGACACUGCACUGACAAUCUCUUUGUUGAAAGCUGUAUGGAGUGCUAAAGGACUUGUGGAACAGAUAGAGAUGAAGAGUGUGAAAGAAGUGAUGGAUGUUUAUAUGGAUAACUUAAUUUCCAGUAGCUUGGUAAUUCUUUUCAAUGAGAUAGGUGAUGAACCGAGUUGCCAACCUCAUGAUCUUGUUCAUGACUUUUGUUUUAUAAAAGCAAGAGAGGAAAAGUUGUUUGAAUGGAUAAGUUCAAGUACACCAUCUUCUUCUUCAGAUUUGAUGCCACGUAUAGUGACCAUUCAUUAUAACAGCGAGUUAUUGGGGCUUAACAAUUUUGUCCAGUUUGAUUCAAAUAAGAAAAGGCAUUCUGGUAAACACAUGUAUUCUUUGACAGUAGUUUGUGACGACAGUGUUUCUGAAACAUUUCAACUAAGACACUUGAGGCUUCUUAGAUACUUGGACCUGGAUCCCUCUUUUAUCAAGGUGAAAGAUUCUUUGCUGAAUGAAAUAUGCAUGUUGAAUCAUUUGAGGUACUUAUGCAUUAGGACAGAAGUUAAAUCUCUGCCUUUGUCUUUCUCAAACCUCUGGAAUCUAGAAAUCUUGUUGGUGCAUAAUGAAGGAUCAGCCUUCGCACUAUUACCGCGAAUUUGGGAUCUUGUAAAGUUGCAAGUACUGUCCGUGAAUGAUUCUUCUUUCUUUGAUAUGGAUGCAGAUGGAUCAAUAGUGAUAGCAGAGGACACAAAGUUAGAGAACUUGAGAAUAUUAGGGAAACUACUCGUGCUUUCCUAUUCGAAAGAUGCAAAGUAUAUUUUCACAAGGUUUCCCAAUCUUCAAGUGCUUGUAUUUGUUCUCAAGGAAUCAUGGGAUUAUUCAACAGAACAACAUUGGUUCCCGAAAUUUGAUUGCCUAACUGAACUAGAAAACCUUAGUGUAGGUUUUAAAAGUUCAAACACAAACGACAGUGGGUCCUUCGUAGCAACAAAUCGGCCGUGGGAUUUUCACUUCCCUUCGAAUCUAAAAAAAUUGUGUCUACUUGAUUUUCCCCUGUCAACCAAUUCACUAUCAACAAUAGCGAUACUGCCCAACUUUGAAGAAAUGACACUUUAUGAUACAAUCAUCCAUGGGGAAAAAUGGAACAUGGAGGAGGAAGACACCUUUAAGAAUCUCAAAUGUUUGAAGUUGCAUAGAGUGACUCUUUCCAAUUGGGUGGUUGGAGAGGAAUCCUUUCCCGCGCUUGAGAAAUUAAAACUGGAGGGAUGUUGUGAUCUUGAGGAGAUUCCGCCUAGUUUUGGGGAUAUUUAUUCAUUGAAAAUUAUCGAACUUGUAGAGAGCCCUCAACUUGAAGAUUCUGCUAUGAAGAUUAAGGAAUAUGCUAAAGAUAUGAGGGGAGGAGACGAGCUUCAACUCGUUGGCCGGAAGAAUAACCCGUUAUUUAAGUAG
Solanum verrucosum is the source of this 3981-nucleotide messenger RNA. Its product is annotated as putative late blight resistance protein homolog R1B-8. The record is from RefSeq and is a predicted model, not a curated record. Lineage: Eukaryota; Viridiplantae; Streptophyta; Magnoliopsida; Solanales; Solanaceae. Gene Ontology annotation, molecular function: ADP binding. Gene Ontology annotation, biological process: defense response to other organism.